ACCAAGCAUGCUUGAUAGUGGACAUCAUUUACCAUUUAGCCAUGCAUUACCUUUCUAAACCAUAACUUAGCUUAGGAAAUGGAUUCCCUAUAUAAAACCAGCUUCCACAGAUUGGUUAAUAAGGAGUAAGAUCUUGAAUUGAGGUAGAAGUUGAAGGGAAUAAUAGUCAUGAGGAGAGACAAUUCGACGGCGGUGGCGGCACUGGCCCUGGGGCUCAUCGUCAUGGCCCUGGUUGGCCAGUGUUACGGGCAGUUGAACGUUGGUUUUUAUCAAGGAAAGUGUCAAGAUGUUGAUUUUGAUGUUGAGCAAUUUAUCCGUCAGAGAGUGGAAUCGGCGUAUGAACAAGACUCUACUCUCGCAGCUGCUAUGCUUCGUAUGCUCUUCCAUGAUUGCUUUGUUAGGGGAUGUGAUGCAUCAAUUCUACUCAAUGGAAAUGACACUGAGAAGACUGCCGGGCCAAAUAGAACAGUUAGAGGCUACGAACUCAUCGAGGAUAUAAAAAAGGCUGUGGAGGAAAUUUGUCCAGAAGUUGUUUCUUGUGCCGACAUAAUUGUCAUAGUCACAAGAGUUACUGUAUACUUGGCAAGCGGCCGCACAAAUUGGUACGACGUCGAAACUGGAAGACGAGAUGGCGUUAUCUCUCGUGCUAGUGAAGCCAAGAGCAACCUACCUGCACCAGACGUGCCCGUGCCCAAGGCCGUAUCAAUGUUUAAUGUCAUAGGAUUAUCUGUAGAAGACUUUGUCCUUCUUAUGGGUGGUCAUACUGUUGGCAUAUCACAUUGUGUCAAUUUUCAAGAUCGUUUGUACAAUUUCGGAGGCAAUCCCGGAGCAUCCGACCCGAGCAUUCAUCCAAAGUUUCUACCAGUUCUUAAGAGUACAUGUCCAAAGAAUGGAACUGGUGUUAACUUCACCAAUCUUGACCAAAUAACUCCCAAGUCUGUAGACAAUGGCUACUACAACUCAAUACGAAAACGUCUUGGAGUUCUACAAAUUGAUCAAGACAUUGUAUUUAACCCAUUGACAAGCUCAAUUGUGGCACAUUUUGCAGCUAACAAGGCUGAUUUUGAUCUUAAUUUCGGUGUUGCAUUGAAUAAUUUGGCUAGAGUUGGUUGUCUUUCAGGCACACAAGGUCAGAUUAGGACUACUUGUGGCUCUGUUCGGGGUUAAGAAAUUGAGUCAUCUUAUAAUGGAACAUCCAUUUUUAACUAGUUUCUAUUAUUUGGAUUUAGUUUGUUGUUUUGUUCUUUCAAUCACUCAAUGUUUUUCUUGUACCCGACUUCUUAUAGAGGUUGUUAUUGGGUUUCCAACUCCAUGUGUUUUUUCUUAUAAUUAAGUGAUAUAUUAGGGUCUAAUUCUUGUUUA
This is a messenger RNA of Beta vulgaris subsp. vulgaris (sugar beet), 1362 nucleotides long. Its product is annotated as peroxidase 60. NCBI's taxonomy places the organism in Eukaryota, Viridiplantae, Streptophyta, Magnoliopsida, Caryophyllales, Amaranthaceae. Gene Ontology annotation, biological process: response to oxidative stress; hydrogen peroxide catabolic process. Gene Ontology annotation, cellular component: plant-type cell wall; plasmodesma. Bases 169 to 1167 code for a protein of 332 amino acids. Gene Ontology annotation, molecular function: heme binding; peroxidase activity. The record is from RefSeq and is a predicted model, not a curated record. The transcript has 4 exons.